AUGUCUUCCUCAGGCCAAACCUUUGCAACUCAGCAACCUCAGAUUCAAACUUUCAGUGCUGCAUCAUGUAUUCUUCAGAAUCAGUCGUUUACUACUCCACAAGUUGUUCCUUCCCAAAAUGUGCCUAUUGUAGCCUCUUCCUCAAACCCUAAGGAUACUGAUAAAAAUCUGGCUCUAGCUACUAGGCUUGUUAACUGCUAUAAUGCUUUGGUAGCUGGAGAGCUUCCACCUCAGCUGUUAUUUGCUGCCCUGGAUCAGAUUCACCCAGAAGACAUGGAGGAGAUGGAUAUCACUUGGCAAAUUGCAAUGGCUGUUUUCAGGGCCAAGCAGUUUGCUAAGAAGACUGGGAAAAACAACUCGGGCAUGAAUGGUGAUAAGAAGGUGGGAUUUAACAAGGGUAUGCUGAGAUAUUUCAACUGCCACGAGUCGGGUCAUUUUGCUCAUGAGUGUCCUAAGCCAAAUCGCAGGGUCAACAACAAUAGGACGAUGGUAGCAGCGGGAAACAACCGUGCAGGUGCUACAGCCAAUGGGCCAGAAAAUGCUCUUCUAGCUCAGAUUGAUGAUACUUCCCUCAAGACUGAUGAUGCUGAUCCCAAAGAAAAAUUGAUGGAGAUGCAGUUUGCUUUCAUGGCGUCUACCUCUUCCGAUCCCAGGAAAAGCGAGGUAACCCUACUAUCUUUUUCUUAUGCAUGUAAAGAAUAUGUUAAAGUGCUUUGUGAUGAAAUUCAAUCAUUACGUAGAGAAGUAGAUGACCUUAAAUAUGAGGGAUAUCAACUUAGGAAAGGGAAAAAGCCCCUUAAAGUCCAAUUAGAAGCUAAGAUAAAAGAUUUUAGAAGAAUCCAGGCAGAGUACAGUGAUAAAUGUGAACUGUACAAUUAUGUUAAAAGACAAAAUGAUGCGCUAACUGCAGAGCUUGAUACAUUAAAGAAAAGGUUUGAUUCUGUAAACUUUGCUUUUCAAAAUUUUGAUGGAUCAAGCAAGGUAGUUGCCACCAUGAUUGAUCACUGCAUGGAUUUUAAACGAAAUCAACAAAAGGGUUUGGGAUACGAUCAUGUGCCUCCUCCUUAUAAUCACACAUAUCAGUAUCAACCCUUGUCUAUAGAUGAGAUUGCCAAAGAAUCAUUUAUGGUUUAUGGAAAAUCAUCUGGUUUCGUCUCAGGAGGGAUUAUAAAUGUUAAAAGUACUAAUGCUUCUACUUCCACUGCAGAUCAACCAUUAGAUCAGGCAAAGCAUGAAGCUGGAGAAUCCGUUUCUGUUUUUAAAUCUGAUGUUUCUGUUAUGAACAAUUUUAAUUGUGUUUCUGAUGUUGAGACUGAAAACAUUUCUUAUGCUGGCUCAUCAUCUGAUACUGGACAGUUGCGGAGGAAUGUUGUUCGUCCUUGGUACGUCGACGGCGGCUGCUCCCAGCAUAUGACUGGAGACAUCUCCCAACUAAGCGAAAUUCAAUCUUUUAAUGGGGGUUAUAUUUCCUUUGCGGGCGGAGAUGGUGGAAAGAUCACACAGCACGGAACUGUAACGAAUGAAGUGCUGAGCUUCGAAAAUGUCAACUAUGCUCUCGAUUUAAAGCACAUCUAG
Lactuca sativa (garden lettuce) is the source of this 1575-nucleotide messenger RNA. NCBI's taxonomy places the organism in Eukaryota, Viridiplantae, Streptophyta, Magnoliopsida, Asterales, Asteraceae. The record is from RefSeq and is a predicted model, not a curated record.